AUGAAACAAAUGGGUUUGGACUCCUUCAGGUUUUCCAUCUCCUGGACUAGAAUCCUUCCUGAUGGUAACGGAGAAAUCAACAUAAAGGGCGUUGAGUUCUACGACAACCUCAUCAAUGAGCUCGUAUCUAAUGGAAUAAAACCAUUUGUGACAAUUUUCCACUGGGACUCUCCUCAAGCUUUGGAAGACCAAUACGGAGGUUUUCUAAGCAACCAUAUAGUGAGGGAUUUUGCCUUCUACGCCGAAGUCCUUUUUAGGGAGUACGGUGACAGGGUUAAGCACUGGAUCACAUUCAACGAGCCGUGGGGCUUUUGCAACAAUGGAUACUCGUCGGGAACAGAUGCGCCGGGCCGAUGCUCCCCAGACGCAGGCAACUGCACUGCCGGGGACUCGAGAACGGAGCCGUACACGGUGUGCCAUCACCAGCUACUAGCCCAUGCAGCCGCUGUUCGGGUGUACAAAAAGAUAUACCAGCCAAAACAGAAGGGUGAAAUAGGUAUAACGUUGGUGUCGCCGUGGUUCGUCCCUUAUCCUCUACAGGACCCAAUAUUAACGCAAGGCACAGGAUCUUGGAUUCUUUUAUGGAUGGGCUUACGACUUCAUCGAAUCAAUUACUAUGGACGCUUCUAUGCGUUCGAACUUCCCGAACAUCAGUAUUGUCCCAGUCUAUCUAAUGAUUCUCGUGUUGGAAUAACAGGUGUGCGAGACGGACGCCGCAUAGGUCGUCAGGUUGAUUCAGCUCAGUUCUUUAUUUAUCCGCUCGGAAUUCAAAGGCUUUUGAAUUACACAAAGGUCAAAUAUAACAAUCCGCCCAUCUACAUAACCGAGAAUGGCGUGUUCAAGCCCAACAACAAUAGUGAAACAAUUGAGGAGGCCUUGAAGGACCAUUUCAGAAUAGCCUACCACCAAGAACAUCUUGCGAAACUGCACAGCGCCAUCAAGAAGGGGGUCGACGUGAGAGGGUAUUUUGUGUGGUCGUUUCUCGAUGACUUCGAAUGGGGCGGAGGUUACACCGUUCGCUACGGCCUAAACUACGUCGACUUCAAAAAUGGGACGUUGAAGAGAUACCCAAAGAACUCUGCUCGCUGGUACCGUCAUUUCCUUGGAAAAUAAGCAAGAUGCAUAUUUAAUUAAUAAUAUCCUGGGCGCCGGCCUUUAAUUUAUAACGGCAAUUAAUAAAUAAGUUUGUCAGCCUCCAUUGUAAUUAAUUAAUUAUCGUGUUGUUGUGUUUGAGCUUCGUGUACGUGAACAAAAGAGAGCUCAAUGUGUUGCUAUAUAUGUGUACGCAUGGAGA
Molecule: messenger RNA, 1294 nt
Organism: Ananas comosus (pineapple)
Lineage: Eukaryota; Viridiplantae; Streptophyta; Magnoliopsida; Poales; Bromeliaceae
Product: beta-glucosidase 12-like
Exons: 10
Coding region: 1-1113 (370 amino acids)
Biological process (GO): carbohydrate metabolic process
Molecular function (GO): beta-glucosidase activity
Source: RefSeq, a predicted model, not a curated record